Molecule: messenger RNA, 821 nt
Organism: Chara braunii
Lineage: Eukaryota; Viridiplantae; Streptophyta; Charophyceae; Charales; Characeae
Source: the annotation of a GenBank genome assembly
CGGGUGGUGGGGAUGGUGGAGGUGGUCAUGAUGGGUUGGGAGAGGGUUUGGGAGUGCGGGGGGGGGAGAGGGGUGACAUGGAUGGGCGAGGAAUGAGGCGGUGUGCUGGAUGCGCCGGAUGAGGGAGGAGGUGGAGGGAACGGGACGAUGGUGGAGGUUGAAGGGUUGAUGGAUGUGGUGGUAGAGGCAGUAGGAGUGGAGGAGGUCGGCGGGGGGGUGUUGCUGGAGGUGGCUGUGGAGGAGGGAGUGGUUUGCAUUGUAGAGGUUGGAGUGGUUUGCACUGUGGAGGAGGGACUGGUUUGCGCGGUGGUGACGACCGUGAUGGAGGGGAUGGUCCCUUCGAGCGUGGUGACGCGGUCACAUAUGGACGACAUGUUGGCCUUUAUGUCAUCGAGAGAGGCGGUGACAGAGGUUCGGAUGGUGUUGAGUGUGUGGAGGAUGGCGGAGAGGUCGAGGGUGGCGGUGUUUGCUGGUGGUUGUUCGCCUGCGAGGUUGCGGGCGAUGCUAUCAACUGAGUCGGUGCGGAUGUCAGACAUGUUGAUGGAGGAUGCGGCCAUGUCAGGGGAAGAGGGGGUGGAGGACGUGGCCUGAAUGGGUGUGGAGGAUGCCGCAGCAGCGGUGGCGGCGGCAGCAGCGGCGGUGUCGUCGGCGGUACGCUGGGAGUUCUUGGUUCGGCGUGGUGGCAUGUGGAGGGUGGGGGGGGAAUCCCUUAUUUAUUUAUCAAUAAAUUCAAAAAUAAGGAUAAUCGCCAAGUUUUUUUCAAAAAAAAUAAAAAUAAAAAAAUAAAUAAAAAUAAAAUAAAAUAAACGCUGAACAGAAAG